UACUGUGUUCUGUGUAGUGUGUAGUGUGUGCUCCGAGCUUCGACUGAUGAAAACAAGGGUGGAUUUUGACUUAUGAGUGCAGUUUUAACACAUAUCAGUUGACCCUAUGCAAACCAGAGAUUGAAACUUUAUGCCGAAUCUUUGUAUGCACAACGAAUUGCAGAACUUAAAUGUUGGAUAUACGUUUCCUUUGAUGUUCUGUCAAUCGUUUUUAGGAGGAGCAUUUGGCGGAAAUAGAGGCGCAAGACCCGUGCCACCUGAAAAAGGAGUUUUCCCGUUGGAUCAUAUGCACCUAUGUGACCUGGAAAAGAAAGAUUACAUCAGUUGUCUGAAGUCCGAGAGCCAUAAAUCUGAAAAAUGUAGACAGUUUUCUAAGAAGUACCUAGAAUGCCGUAUGGAAAAGAACCUGAUGGCAAGGCAAGAUAUGUCAGAACUUGGAUUUAGAGAUGUUAAGGAGUUGCAAGCUUCUGCAAAUGAAAAUGUCACUGUGAAGAAUCUAUAAAGUGAACCCUUUUCUUUAAUCGCAUUGACAGAUGAGGCAGAUAUACGGCUAUACCUUUGGGAGAAAACUAUUUUCUUAUGCAUUCUUGUUUUAUAUACGAGUUGCAUGAGAAUAGUGUAAUACAGUUAUUAGCAAAGCUCGGGUUUUCGUUUGUUCAGGUAAUCACUUGAAGAUAUUCUACAUUUAUUUGGAUUUAUGAUUGGUUUUCUGUUAUUCUGCGCAACGAUUAGGUAACCAUACUAUUUUUGAAGAUUAAUAGUUAUUUUGUUAGGUC
Messenger RNA from Striga asiatica, 776 nucleotides. Lineage: Eukaryota; Viridiplantae; Streptophyta; Magnoliopsida; Lamiales; Orobanchaceae. The record is from the annotation of a GenBank genome assembly.